AAGGAACAAUAAGAAAACACGCUGCGCAACACUGAUUGAUAUUGCGGAUGAACUCAUCCCGGAGUCCAGUAGAUCUCGGCUGCUGAUUGGUUCCCGGCCAGCGAGAUCUCCAAGAACACCCUGUGAGAGGAGAACAGCAGUUGAAUCAAGACAAUCCAAGAAACACGAGAAAGAACAAGUCUUGGUGUUGUUGAAACAGAGGUUUUCACAGUGUUCAACCCAUUUGCGACUCCUGCGACGACUGACUGCCUUUCCUGGGCUUAAUUGAAGCGCCAGUUCACGUGACCGAUCGCGUCUGGGCGCGCGUUUUGCGGAGAAAAUCCCAGAGGAAAGUUGGAGAGGCAAGCAAAUCAAUCCGUUUGUUCGGCCCUGAUAAUCUUCCCUUUCACUCAUUCCUCCUCCUUCUUCCUUCCCCUGGCACAUGACGACAUUUUCUACCUUCUCUCUUAUAGUCUCAACCCUUUCGCUUGGGAGUCAUCCUAAACCAUGGAGGACUCAGUGCCUGAUACCCCCGUGAACGACAGAAAAGUCGUUCACAGUACCCCGACAAAAGACGAUAUCGACUAUGAGACCGUCGCCACCGUUCCUGUUACCCAUCACCAACCGGUGGCAACCCAAUCGUUAACCCCUGCCUCUCAGCGCUUCACUCAGCCGACCCAGCUAGUUGACAAUCCUUAUACUACUGCGAAGAACAACUCCAUUGUACAAGUAGCCGCCUCGUCCCCGCUAGGUCCUGCCUCGUCCCCGUCCCGCCCGACCCCGAACGCAGGCCGUAUCGCCAACCUCAUGGCCCCCAGCGGCACCAUGUUCCGACCCCCGGCCGUCGCAGGCCCGGCCAAGCGCGCGCCGGUGAUCGAUCUAGAUGAUGAUGGACCCACGUAUCGAGGCGGGUCCUCCGAUGACGAUGUCCAGAUCAUCCAGAAUCCCGACAUUAAACCAGCCAUGUUCACCAAAUCCUCGCGGAGUCCUGACAAGGUCGCCGAGUCGCCCAUUGACCGCUUCAAGGAGAUCACCACCGGCGCCAUCUACAACCCUGCGAAACGCCCUGCCGCGCAGAUGGAAUCGACCCCGCGAGGCACGGCCGUCAAGAAAGUCCGGCAGGAAGGCCCUUCGCGCGCCCAGCCUGUCGACGGGGGGUACUCGCUUGAUAGUAUUGAAGACCACAAUGUCAGAGUCAAGGUGCAACGGAUGCUCAAGGUGAUGCCGCAGAAGUCCGUGUCGUCCUGCGUGCAGGCGCUCGUGAAGAAGCGCGGUGUCUACGAGGAUGCUCUGGAUUACCUGGCUAGUGCGGAGGGAAAGGACGUGUCGUCGGAGGAUGAAUUGAGCAUGUCCCAUCAAUCGAAUGCAGCCCCAGCGAAACAGCAGAUCAAGGCGCGAGGCACGAUCCAGGACAAGUGGUCCGCUGCGAAUCUGCAAAGAACUCUUGCAGCUCAAAAGGCGUCGCAGCAGCCGGAAGAGGAUGAGGCGAAACCGCGCAGGCGUUUAAUGAGAGGGCCCAAGACCCGGGUUUCCUCUCCGAGCCCAGUGCGUUCCGAAUCUCGUCCGCAGCCUCGCCCUGAACCAGUCACGGAAACACCACCCAAAAAACCCGGGCGCUUGGUGCAGGGCCGAAGGCCGGAUACUCCUCAGCGCUCAGAGUCCCCGGAGGCUCUCAUCAUCGACGAUGACUCCGACUCUGAUGUCGAAGAAACGGCAGGCGAUGUGCAAUUCGAUCUCAAGUUACUGAAAUUCUUUAACACAUGCAGCGUCUUGGAUCUGGCAGAUAUCGCUGCCAUUACAGAAGAUGUGGCACAGCAUGUAAUCUCGUGCAGACCGUUCAGAUCCUUGGACGAGGUCCGUGCCGUCCCUGCGCCGGUGAAAGAAGAGGCGAAACCUAAAGGGGCUCGUGGCCGCAAAACACCCAAACCGAUCGGCGACAAGAUCGUGGAUAAGUGUAUCGAUAUGUGGGUGGGUUAUGAUGCCGUCGAUUCUUUGGUCGCGCGUUGCGAAGCGUUAGGGAAGCCGAUCGCAACUGAAAUGAAGAAAUGGGGGGUGGACAUCUUUGGGAAGAAGGAUGGGGAAUUGGAGCUGGUAUCCAUCGAACCCAGAGAUUCUCAGUCGCAUGACUCCGGCAUUGGAACCCCGGCGAGCCAGCGUUCUGAUGAAGACAGCGAUGGCCCGGCGUCUGGCGGUGUUGCCCUCACACGCAAAGGGCGAUUUAUUUCUCAACCUGGAAUCAUGCGAGAUGACCUGAAGAUGAAGAACUAUCAAGUUGUGGGCAUCAACUGGCUGGCACUACUAUUUGAACACGAACUGAGUUGUAUCUUGGCUGAUGACAUGGGUCUGGGCAAGACUUGUCAAGUCAUUGCUUUUUUGGCACAUCUUUUCGAAAAGGGAUUCAAGGGGCCACACCUCAUCGUAGUACCUGCGUCUACGAUUGAGAAUUGGCUACGGGAGUUCCAGAAAUUCUGUCCUACCCUCUCCGUCAUGCCUUAUUAUGCCGGUCAAGCUGAGCGCGCGGAGAUUCGGGAGACAAUUGAGGAUAACAGAGACAGCAUCAAUGUUGUCAUCACCACUUAUACCAUCGCUAAGGGCAAGGUCGACGCACACUUCCUCCGCAAUAUGGACUUCUGCGUUUGUGUUUACGACGAGGGACAUAUGCUGAAGAGCAGCACCUCGGUCCUCUACGAGAAGUUGAUUCGCAUUCCUGCUCGUUUCAGACUUCUAUUGACGGGUACACCCUUGCAAAACAACCUCCAAGAAUUGGCUUCCUUGCUAGGCUUUAUUCUUCCUAAAGUCUUCAAGGAGCGCAAGGACGAGCUCCAUCACAUCUUCGCCAACAAGGCCAAAACCGUCGACGAGUCUCACUCCGCGUUGCUCUCUGCUCAGCGUAUCGAGCGCGCCAAAUCGAUGCUCAAGCCCUUUGUGCUGCGGCGCAAGAAGCACCAGGUCAUUGAUCUACCCGCGAAGAUCUCCCACGUCGAGUACUGCGAGCUCAACGACGCUCAACGCAAAAUCUACGAGCAUGAGCAGGAGGAGGUCCGAAAGCUGCUGGCCGAUCGCGCUGCGGGCAAGAAGACCGGCAACAAAUCCGCCAACAUUCUCAUGAAACUCCGACAAGCAGCCAUCCACCCAUUGCUGUACAGACGCCACUACACCGAUUCCAUUCUCAGCCGUAUGGCCAAGGCCUGCCUGAAAGAAGAACAAUUUUCCCAGUCCAACCCGGACAUCAUCUUCGAGGAACUUCAGCCGUACAACGAUUACGAAUGCCACUCGAUGUGCGUCAAAUACCCAGCGCUCAGCCGCUUCGCCCUCAAGAACAACGAGUGGAUGGACUCGGGCAAGGUGGCGAAACUGUGCGAGCUGCUCCAGCGCUUCCAGGAGAAGGGCGACCGGACGCUCGUCUUCUCACAGUUCACCAUGGUGAUGGACAUCCUUGAGAACGUGCUGGAGCACGAGCACCUCGGCUUCGUGCGCCUGGACGGCCGCACCAACGUCGAGGACCGGCAGUCGAUCCUAGACGCAUUCCACGAGCGCACCGACAUCCCCGUCUUCCUGCUCUCGACCAAGGCCGGCGGUGCGGGCAUCAACCUGGCGUGCGCCAACAAGGUCAUCAUCUUCGACUCCAGCUUCAACCCGCAGGAGGACGUGCAGGCCGAGAACCGCGCCCACCGCGUCGGCCAGACCCGCGAGGUCGAGGUCAUCCGCCUCGUGACCAAGGAUACCAUCGAGGAGCAGAUCUACGCACUCGGUCAGACCAAGCUGGCGCUCGACCAGGCCGUGGCGGGCGAGGAUGCCGCCGACUCAAAGAAAGCGGAGGAUGCAGGCAUGAAGGCGGUCGAGAAUAUGGUUCUUGCAGAUAUGGAGCAGAAGUCAUGAUUUUUAUUUCUUUCCUUUUUGCAUUUUGCAUUUCCCCCAUCCUGAUGAUCUCUUCGUGGUUGUAUCUUUUCUGUGUCUAUGUUGUUUUGUGUGAUACGGGAAUUCUUGGGACGGAGUGGUAUGCCUUUGUCUUCUCUUUUUGUUUACGUCUUUAGAAAAGAACACCCGUUUAUCUUACACGACAAGAUCAAGAAUUUUUAGUCACUUUUAUUCUUCUAAUCAGCGAGCUUUUCACCUUUUGUCGCUUUACAAUGUCGAUUCACCCUUCUACACAUACACAUGUCAUGUGCAUUUUCUGUCGGCUUGGAUGAGGAUGGGGUGAUCAAGGGAUUGGACGGACGGUACUUCAUCAUCAUCAUCGGUGGCGCAUUUACACGGUUUCUUUUUUUACUGGUGUUGUUGAUUUGACUGCACCGCUC
Aspergillus homomorphus CBS 101889 is the source of this 4277-nucleotide messenger RNA. RefSeq lists its product as uncharacterized. The transcript has a single exon. Gene Ontology annotation, cellular component: nucleus. Gene Ontology annotation, molecular function: ATP binding; DNA binding; ATP-dependent chromatin remodeler activity. The record is from RefSeq and is a predicted model, not a curated record. Bases 487 to 3858 code for a protein of 1123 amino acids. Lineage: Eukaryota; Fungi; Ascomycota; Eurotiomycetes; Eurotiales; Aspergillaceae.